AUGUCUUCAUACAAGGUUGUUAUUGUCGGGGGUGGCCCGGUUGGGGCGUUGGCGGGAUUAUAUGCGGCUCAGCGAGGCUUUCAAGUGGAAAUUUAUGAGAUGAGGGACGAGUACAGUCAAGUCCAGACAGCAACUUCCUUCUCUGCCAAGAGUAUCAGUCUGACGCUGUCCGAACGAGGCAUCAAGGCUUUACGGCAUAGUCAAUGCAGGGGCCUGGCAGAGAGAAUCCUAUCGACAACUGUUCCCGUCUAUGGUCGAAUGGUGCACAGCAAGUCCAAGACGCGACUAACUACCAGGCGAAUUGCCUAUGAUGUUCAUGGACAGGCUCUUUAUGCUAUUAGCCGCUCUGAGAUUAACCAAAAUUUGCUUGAGGAGCUGUCUGCCUUCCCCAAUGUUCAUAUAUUCUACAAACACAGACUCAAUGGCUUGGACAUGAAGCAGAAGUGUGCCACUUUCCAAAACAUAUCUCGCCCUCUGGAGCCCAGUCAUGAGACCAAGUUUGACCUACUGAUUGGUGCUGAUGGUGCUCACUCUACAACCCGCUUCUUUCUGUCCCGCUAUGCCAAAAUCAACAUUAGCCAGAAGUGGGAAGACAUCUUCUGGUGUGAGCUUACCAUCCCUGCGGGGCAUGCUCUUCCGAUGGACUGUCUGCACAUGUGGCCCCAGCGUGACUUUAUGCUGUUUGCCUGUCCGGAUAAGGAAGGAACAUUGACUUGCAAUCUGUUCGCUCCGGAAAAAGUCUUUCUGGAAUUGAAGUCCUCUGGGAGGAUUGCGGAGUUCUUCGAGAAGAACUUCCCUGGUAUCACACCAGACCUCAUCCCCACCGACAACCUCCAGAAACAAUUCAAGUCCAACCUUCAUCACCCCAUGAUCGACAUCCGAUGCUCACCGUAUCACUACCAGGACUCAUGUGUCCUUAUUGGUGAUGCCGCACAUGCCAUGGUUCCCUUCUACGGCCAAGGCAUGAACACCGGCUUCGAGGAUGUCCGAAUCUUGUUCGAGGACUUCCUCGACCAACGAAGGAGUUUCCCUUCCUGGAAGGACAAUCUCUCCUUGACUUAUGCGAUGCAACAAAAAGAGCUACCCGACACCCCGCAGGCAAUUGUAGAAGACUACCUUGAGCAGUACACCAAGUAUCGCCAGCCGGAUGUUCACAUUAUAAAUGAAUUGGCGUUGCAAAACUACAAGGAGCUACGACAAGGCGUGUUCAAGAUGUCUUACCAUAUCCGCAAGCGUAUUGAAGAGUUUCUGAGUCUUCAUGCCCCGCAGCUUGGGUGGGCGACGCAGUACCGGCUGGUGGCGUUUGAGACGAUGCGAUAUACCGAUGUUUUGCGACAGGUCCAAAGACAGGGAAUGAUCUUGAGUGCUGUGGCGUGGAGCUGCCUGGUGCUCUUUUUCCUUUUGUGUCUUUUUUCGCUUCACCUGUAA
Messenger RNA from Aspergillus costaricaensis CBS 115574, 1428 nucleotides. Its product is annotated as FAD-dependent monooxygenase. Gene Ontology annotation, biological process: L-tryptophan catabolic process; quinolinate biosynthetic process; NAD+ metabolic process. Gene Ontology annotation, molecular function: FAD binding; kynurenine 3-monooxygenase activity; NAD(P)H oxidase H2O2-forming activity. The record is from RefSeq and is a predicted model, not a curated record. The transcript has 4 exons. NCBI's taxonomy places the organism in Eukaryota, Fungi, Ascomycota, Eurotiomycetes, Eurotiales, Aspergillaceae. Gene Ontology annotation, cellular component: mitochondrial outer membrane. The coding region runs from base 1 to 1428 and encodes 475 amino acids.